AUGGCAUCGAUCCAUUGGAUAGCGGUUUGCUGUUUGACGUUAUGGAUAUCUAGUGGUGCAUGCUCUGAUCCCGGUAAAAAUUCAACCAUCGAUAAAAUCAUCGGCGGACUGGAAGCCAACCGUUACGAGUUCCCGUACCAAAUGUCCCUCCAGUGGAACCUGGGACCGAACCACCCCCGUGCUCCGAUCCAUUUCUGCGGAGGAUCUCUGCUGAACCGGAACUGGGUCCUUACGGCGGCUCACUGUCGCGUCCGGUACACCAAACGUGGCUGGAUCGAGGUCGUCGCCGGGGAGCACGACACUACGGUGAACGAUGGUGACGAACAGCGGAGACGUGUCACCAAGUAUACCAAUCAUCGCAGUUACUGCGGUGGAGUCUGCCCGUUCGACAUCGGAUUGAUUCUGGUUGACAAACCGUUCGAGUUGAAUCGAUUCAUUGUCCCGAUUAAGCUUCCUAAGCAGUACGAGAAGUUCUCCGGAGAUUGCGUUGCUAGCGGGUGGGGUUCUAUCUCGACGACCGAAAGGCCAAUGUAUCCGAAACGGUUGAUGAAAGCAGUGCUCCCAAUAGUGGAUUUCCGAACGUGCUACAAAUACUGGUUUCAGGAAGGUGAUCCAGACGCCCUGUCCAAUAUCUGUGCUGGACCGCGGGAUGGAUCUCGAAGCGUGUGCUCUGGAGAUUCCGGUGGCCCACUUGUCAAGUUCGAUGAGGAAGGCGGAAAUCCGGUGCUAGUUGGUGUGGCUUCGUGGGGAGCGGUUCCUUGCGGAAUGGAGGAGAAACCGGCCAUUUUUACAAAUGUGGCCAGCUAUGUCGAUUGGAUCAAGGAGAAUAUGAGAUAA
Ochlerotatus camptorhynchus is the source of this 837-nucleotide messenger RNA. Its product is annotated as trypsin-1-like. NCBI's taxonomy places the organism in Eukaryota, Metazoa, Arthropoda, Insecta, Diptera, Culicidae. The record is from RefSeq and is a predicted model, not a curated record. Gene Ontology annotation, biological process: proteolysis. Gene Ontology annotation, molecular function: serine-type endopeptidase activity. Bases 1 to 837 code for a protein of 278 amino acids. The transcript has 3 exons.